CAGAAGAGUACUGACAUUCCCUGACCGGGAAUCGAACCCGGGCCGCGGCGGUGAGAGCGCCGAAUCCUGACCACUAGACCACCAGGGACGCUACAGCGACACUUGACUGCAUAGCUGAAAGAUCACUCCCUGUAGCGCAACAAGCUUGCAAAGCCCCAUGAACACCUCUUCUAUUUCUUGUCUCUCCGCAGGAAUCACGUUAUGGGACGGCGAGACGCUGCAGAAAGACAUCGACGUGCGUCCUCAGCCGAACACCGAUUUCCAGAUCAUUGCGUCCGACUCCACGGAGGACAAGGCGUCCGCUCUGAAUGUGGAGGCCUCCCUGGAGGCGAACUUCCUCUGUGGGCUGGUCUCGGUGAAGGGCUCGGCGAGUUACCUGAACGACAAGAAGACCUCGAAGAAGCAGUCGCAGGUCACCCUGCAGUACCGCACCACCACGCGCUUCGAGCAGCUCAGCAUGGACCGAUGAGGAGCCGGAAACGUGCAGCACAGCAACAUCUUCCAGGAGGGGUCGGCCACGCACGUCGUCACGGCGGUGCUGUACGGCGCGCAGGCCUUCUUCGUCUUCGACCGGGAGGUUUCGGCAGAGGAGAAGCAGCAGGACGUCCAGAGCAGUCUGCACGCGGCAAUAAAGAUGAUCCCGUGUGUGUCGAUCGAAGGCGAAGCCUCCCUCAGAAUGACGGACGAGGAACGGCAGCAGGCGGACAAGUUCAACUGCAAAUUCUACGGGGAUUUUGCUCUGGAAAAGAAUCCGUUGACGUUCCAAGACGCCAUCAAGGUCUAUUCAUCUCUCCCACACCUGCAUCGG
Messenger RNA from Lepisosteus oculatus (spotted gar), 808 nucleotides. NCBI's taxonomy places the organism in Eukaryota, Metazoa, Chordata, Actinopteri, Semionotiformes, Lepisosteidae. The record is from RefSeq and is a predicted model, not a curated record.